Molecule: messenger RNA, 1182 nt
Organism: Prunus armeniaca (apricot)
Lineage: Eukaryota; Viridiplantae; Streptophyta; Magnoliopsida; Rosales; Rosaceae
Source: the annotation of a GenBank genome assembly
AUGGAGAUGUCUACCCAGCGAGAUAAUUCUGGUCCCAACAAAGUUUCAGGAUCAAGUUCUUGCCUAUAUGAUCUCUUAUGUUCAGACGCACCGACUUGGAGAUGCCCAAGUGACCGACGAACACAAUCUGGUCCACAAGAAAGGCUAGAGAUUUUGUUGCAUCAAUCUGCCAAUAGGUCCUGUGCAGAUUGUGGAUCUCUAGAUCCAAAAUGGGUAUCUUUAAGCUUUGGAGUAUUUAUUUGUAUAAAGUGUUCUGGUGUACAUAGAAGCCUGGGAGUGCAUAUAUCAAAGGUUGUAUCAGUGAAGCUAGAUGAAUGGACAGAUGAAGAAGUUGAUAUCUUGGCGAGUAUGGGAGGAAACGUUGCUGUAAAUAAGAAGUAUGAAGCUUGCUUGCCAGAAAAUGUCAAAAAACCAAAACCAGAUUCUUCUAUAGAGGAGCGCUUUUAUUUUAUUAGGAGAAAAUAUGAGCUGUUAGACUUUUUAAACCCCAAUGAACAUAUGUCCUGUCCUUUUCCGCCUUCUCAUAAGAAGUCACCUUCUAGCAAUUCAACCAAUAAUUCUGCCCAAGAUAAGAAACAGUAUGAAAAACAACCAACGAAACAUCGUAUUGGGCAGGCAUUUCGUAACAGCUGGGGAAGAAAAGACUCUGAACAUAAGACUCUGAAGAAGGGCAACUCAAUGCCAAUGGCAGGUAUGGUUGAAUUUGUUGGAUUAGUUAAGGUGAAUGUUGUUAGAGGAACCAACCUAGUUGUACGGGAUGUGAUGACAAGCGACCCCUACGUCAUCCUGGCAUUGGGUCACCAAUCAGUGAAGACACGUGUUAUAAAAAACAACUUAAAUCCAGUAUGGAAUGAGAGCCUGAUGCUGUCAAUUCCUGAACACAUUCCUCCUCUAAAAGUGCUGGUGUAUGACAAAGAUACAUUCACAACUGAUGAUUUUAUGGGUGAGGCUGAAAUUGACAUUCAACCUCUGGUGAGUGCUGCCAUAGCCUAUGAGAAGUCCACGAUCAAUGAGCCGGUGCAGCUUGGAAAGUGGGUAGCCAGCAAAGAAAAUACACUGGUAAAAGACGGUGUCAUCAACCUAGUAGAUGGGAAAGUAAGACAGCAAAUCACUCUCAGGCUGCAGAAUGUUGAGAGGGGUGUACUGGAGAUUGAGCUUGAAUGUGUUCCUCUUAAUCAAUAG